Molecule: messenger RNA, 1551 nt
Organism: Peniophora sp. CBMAI 1063
Lineage: Eukaryota; Fungi; Basidiomycota; Agaricomycetes; Russulales; Peniophoraceae
Source: the annotation of a GenBank genome assembly
AUGGUCGUUUGGAGCUUGAGGUUGAGCGUCGUCGCGCGGGCACCGCGGUCCGUGCCAGCGCGCGCCUAUAGUGUAGUUGCGGAGGGCACAGCUAUGCCUGGCAAGAAGAAGGUCUGGGGCUCAGCGGAUGAGGCUGUCGCAGAUGUCAAGUCGGGGAGUACCGUGCUCAGCGGUGGGUUUGGCUUAUGCGGAACGCCAGACACACUCAUCGGCGCAUUGGCGAAAAGGCCAGAAGUGAAGGGCCUCACAGCCGUCUCAAACAAUGCGGGCAGUGGGAUGAACGGUCUUGGCCGACUUUUGCACUCUGGUCAGAUCGAGAAGAUGAUUGCGUCUUACAUCGGUGGCAACAAGUUCUUCGAACAACAAUAUCUCUCUGGCGCCAUCGCGCUCGAGCUCGUACCCCAAGGUACCCUCGCUGAACGAUUAAGAGCACACGCUGCAGGUGUACCUGCAUUUUAUACCCCCACUGGUGCCUCCACCGCAGUCGAAUACGGCGACAUCCCAGUCAAACUCGGCGGCAGCGCAGGCGAGAUCGCCAUACCCGGUAUCAAGAAAGAGAGCAGGGAGUUCAAUGGCAAGAGAUACGUAAUGGAGCAAGCGCUCGCGGGCGAUGUUGCAUUCAUUAGGGCAUGGAAGGUGGACGAGGUCGGGAAUGUUGUGUUCCGAUAUACAGCCAACAACUUCAGUACGGUCAUGGCGAAGAACGCGGCACUCACAAUUGUCGAGGCGGAGAACAUUGUUCCGCGCGGCACGCUGGACCCAAAUGAGAUUCAUCUCCCUGGCAUAUACGUCGAUCGCAUUGUACCCGCUACUGCACCGAAGAAUAUCGAAGUAGAAACACUUGCACCCGAGGUCGAGCCAUCCACUCAAGAUGCUCCCUCAAGCAAGGGCGAAGGUCUACGACACAAGAUCGCGAGACGUGCCGCCCGUGAACUCCGUGAUGGCGACUACGUCAACCUGGGCAUUGGCAUGCCAACUCUCGUUCCUGAGCACCUCCCUACUGGCGUUAACGUUUGGCUUCAGAGCGAGAACGGUAUACUCGGCAUGGGCCCCUACCCAACCCGCGAUCAACUGGACGCGGACGUGAUCAACGCCGGCAAAGAGACUGUCACUCUCCUCCCCGGCGCGUCCGUCUUCGACUCGUCUGAAUCCUUCGCGAUGAUCCGCGGCGGGCAUGUCGACGUCGCCGUGCUCGGCGCGAUGCAAGUGAGCGCCAAUGGAGACAUUGCGAACUUCAUGGUUCCCGGAAAGCUGGUGAAGGGUAUCGGAGGUGCUAUGGACCUGGUCAGCAAUCCCGAGCGGACGAAGGUUGUUGCGGUCCUCGAGCACUGUGCGAGGGAUGGCAGUCCGAAGAUCAUGAAAGCAUGCACAUUGCCGCUCACAGGCGCGAGGGCAGUCAGCACGAUCGUCACGGAGCUGGCGGUGUUCAGUGUGGACAGGGCGAACGGCGGACUAACGCUCACGGAUCUCGCAGAAGGUGUCAGUCUGGAGGAAGUGCGCGCGAAGACAGGCGUUGAGUUCAAAGUUGCAGAGAAGGUUGCGACGUGGUGA